Messenger RNA from Pipra filicauda (Wire-tailed manakin), 2035 nucleotides. RefSeq names its product phospholipid transfer protein (gene PLTP). Bases 91 to 1839 code for a protein of 582 amino acids. The transcript is spliced from 16 exons. NCBI's taxonomy places the organism in Eukaryota, Metazoa, Chordata, Aves, Passeriformes, Pipridae. Gene Ontology annotation, biological process: ceramide transport; phospholipid transport; high-density lipoprotein particle remodeling. Gene Ontology annotation, molecular function: phosphatidylglycerol binding; phosphatidic acid transfer activity; phosphatidylcholine binding. The record is from RefSeq and is a predicted model, not a curated record.
CAUGCGAGGAGCGGUGGUUUUUUUUGGGGGGGAAAGGAGGCUGCGUGGCCAGCCUGGAGCCGGGCGACAGAGCGAGCCGCUGUCCUGCCGAUGCUGGCAACGAGCCGGGCUCGGCGGGACACCGACCUGCAUCCUCCCCGUCCGUCUGUCCCGCUGUCUCCUCCCAGCUGUGGGCCAGCAAGGAGUGGCAACUGGGGGAUAUAUAAAGGCAGGAGAACUUCAGCCGGCUCAAAAGAAACUCCUGGAGCUGGUGGUGUUCUCCCGCUCUCCUGCCUUCACGUGAUUCAGCUUCCCCGCACCGGGGAGCCAAAGAAAUCCUCGCUGUGUGAGAUGGCUGCCGGCAGCUGCCUCCUCCUCCUCCUCCUCCUGCCCUGGCUGGUCACAGCCUCGCACAGCCCCCCCGGCUGCAAGAUCCGGAUUACUUCCAAGGGGCUGGAUUUGGUGAAGCAGGAGGGGCUGCGCUUCGUGGAGCAGGAGCUGCAGAACAUCACGAUUUCAGACCUGCACGGGAAGGAGGGGCAGUUCCACUACAACAUCAGCCAGGUCAGGGUGACGGACCUGCAGCUGGCAUCUUCGGACCUGAACUUCCAGCCCCAGCAGCACCUCGCCUUCAAUAUCAACAAUGCUUCCAUCAGCCUGCGCUUCCGCAGGCAGCUGCUCUACUGGUUCUUCUAUGACAUCGGGUCCAUCAAUGCCUCUGCGGAUGGUGUCCAAAUCCACACGGUGCUGCGGCUGGCCAAGGAUGAGGCUGGGCGCCCCAAGAUCUCCAACAUCACCUGCAAUGCCUCCAUUGCCAGAAUGCACGCCGGCUUCUCCGGCACACUCAGGAAGGUCUAUGAGUUCCUGAGCACCUUCAUCAUCACGGGGAUGCGCUACCUCCUCAGCCAGCAGAUCUGCCCGUCCCUGGAGCACGCCAGCCUGGUGCUGCUGAACUCCUUGCUGGACACGGUGCCCGUGAGGAACUAUGUGGAUGAACACAUCGGGAUUGACUACUCCCUCCUGCGGGAUCCAUCCGUCUCCAGUGACACCCUUGACCUCGACUUCAAGGGCAUGUUCUUCCCACGGGUGAGAGAGGACCAGGAGCUGGAGAACCACGCAGUGGAGCCGGUGAUCAAGGAGACUGAACGCAUGGUCUAUGUUGCCUUCUCCGAGUACUUCUUUGACUCAGCUAUGCUCGCGUACUUCCAGGCGGGAGUGCUGAACAUUGAGCUCCAGGGGGAGAAGGUGCCCAAGGACCUGGAGGUUUUGCUGAGAGCUACCUUCUUCGGGACCAUCUUCAUGCUGAGCCCCUCCGUGGAUGCUCCACUACGGCUGGUGCUGCAGGUCUCAGCUCCCCCUCGCUGCACCAUCAAACCCUUGGGCACCUCCGUCUCCGUCUCUGCCUUCCUGAACAUCUCACUGGUGCCUCCGGACCGCCCGCCCGUCCAGCUCUCCAGCAUGACUGUGGAAACCAAGCUGAGUGCCAAGGUGUUUCUGCAAGGGAAGGCACUGCGUGUGCAGCUGGACCUGCGACGGUUUCGCAUCUACUCCAAGCAGUCAGCGCUGGAGUCCCUGGCGCUGUUCUCCCUGCAAGCCCCACUGAAGACUCUCCUGCAGUUGACCAUCAUGCCAAUCCUUAAUGAGAGGACAAAGAAGGGAGUGCAGAUUCCCCUGCCUGAAGGCAUGGACUUCACCAGGGAGGUGGUCACCAACCACGCGGGAUUCCUCACGGUGGGAGCUGAUCUGCACUUCUCCAAGGGGCUGCGGGAGGUGAUUGAUAAAUACCGCCCCGUGCCCACCGCCGCUGCCUAUCCCAGCUCCCAGCCCGCAGAGCCCAGCCUGGACCCCGGCUCACUCUAGCUCUUCUCCCUGGACUGAGGGCAGAUCCUGGGCUGGACCCGUAGACUGUAGGUAGGAAGCAGCUUCCCUGGUACCACUGGCACAUCCUCAGGGUGCCCAUGCCCUGGUGGGACGCAGCAAGGUGGAGAGAGAUGCUCUGGGAAACCCUGCUGCACCCAUUCUCAUUACACUAAUAAACUACCCGCCUCCAAAUGCA